Messenger RNA from Verruconis gallopava, 3040 nucleotides. RefSeq lists its product as uncharacterized. The transcript is spliced from 3 exons. Gene Ontology annotation, molecular function: transcription cis-regulatory region binding; DNA-binding transcription activator activity, RNA polymerase II-specific. The record is from RefSeq and is a predicted model, not a curated record. Gene Ontology annotation, cellular component: RNA polymerase II transcription regulator complex. NCBI's taxonomy places the organism in Eukaryota, Fungi, Ascomycota, Dothideomycetes, Venturiales, Sympoventuriaceae. The coding region runs from base 642 to 2606 and encodes 654 amino acids.
CUGCCCUCCAGCGACCAUCUUCUUCUCCAGCCUUCUGCCGCCUCUUGACUAGGCCAAUCACUCGCCGAGAAACAACCGCAGAUUGGCCUUGAGUCUGUCGCUGCUUUGUGCACCUGGUCCCUGCUGCUACCGCCGGACAGGGCAAAGCGCGCAAUCUUCACCAGGUCCAUCUGUCAUCAUCCAUUUGCUCAACUCUUUUGCCCGCUUCUGUCUUCGUACCUUUUCUCACACUUUCGGCCCAUCCGUCCUGGGACGCCUUCCACAAUCUUUCGCCUUCGUACUACAACCAUCGUCCUUGUUUGGUAGCGCAACUCGUCUUUGCGUUUUCGCUGCGGGGUAGCGGUGACCACGACUGCGGGAUUCGUCCGGAGGUAAGCCCGAUUCCCCCGUCAAGACCUCGUCGUCUGAUUUGACUCGGCUUCGCCUGGUACGUUUUGACUUCGAUGCAAUUGAUCCGUACGGCACAAAUUCUUUCCUGAUAUCAUUGCCGCCUUUACCCUUCAUCUCUCAGGCGCAGCAUGUCCGCAUGAGAGAAGUACUAACAUACGUCUGUCCCUCGUCCCUAGAAAGACUCUGCGCGCGCUCACAAGUUUUGCCACCAUCCGCAGCUACGCUCCACACAUCAUAUCUCACCUCCCGCCAUGACGGCUUCCAACGGCCAAUUCACGUCCUAUUUGGACUCAAAUCAACAGGAUCUGCUCACUGCUGCCCUUAACUCCAACAGCGCGCUGAGUUCCGGCGGCGUGAAUCAGCAAUUCGGCAACGAUGCGCUACAGACGUUCUUCGAUAGCAUGGACCCGUCGCUAUUUCUCAACACGAACAAUUUGGCCAUGCCGGAUUUCAACAACUUUGGCUCCAUUGAAGACAGCCCUUACCUGGAAAAUUUCGGUGACGAUGCCAACUUCGACUUUAACAAAGACGGUCGGAUGAUCGGCAAUCUUCCAGGUGAUGACGAUGAUGACGAUGAAGAUCACCUACACGACAAAAGAAAAAGUCCUGAAGGCGAAAAGGAAGACAAUGAAAAUGCCGGCAAACGACGAGAAGGCGAGGUCAAGGAAGCGAAGAAGCCUGGUCGCAAGCCACUCACAUCUGAGCCAACCAAUAAACGGAAAGCACAGAAUCGGGCUGCGCAACGGGCAUUUAGAGAGCGUAAAGAAAAGCAUCUCAGGGACUUGGAGACAAAAGUCGCAGACCUAGAGAAGGCCUCAGAAGCUGCCAAUCAUGAGAACGGUCUUCUUCGUGCGCAGGUAGAAAGAUUACAAAUUGAACUACGAGAAUACAGGAGGAGACUUUCUAUGAGCACUGGAUUGAUGAGUCGGUCACAACCCAUGGGCGGCAGCAUGUUCCUCCCAGGCUCUGUCAGCACAGUUUCAAACAGUAGCUUCCAAUUUGAGUUCCCUAAGUUUGGCAGCUUACCUGGAGGCAUAUUCGGAAACAGCACAUCUGGUACAAAGGACGCGAUCAACGGCAACAGCAAACCUUCAAAUGGUGUACUAGCUCGCAACGGAUCAAGUACAAGCAGUAUGAGCCCAAGAAGUCAGUUACCCGGGAGUGGAUCAUUGUCUUCAAGAAGCUCACCGCAAACCAAUGGUUCGACAACCUCCAAUGUCGAAGCUUCUGACCGAUCAAACAAGUCAGUAUCCAGCAUUUUUACUCCAGCUGCUUUCAAUGAUUCUUCGGCCCUGAGUUUCGAUAACUGGGUGACGACAACCACGAGCGCUGAACCCGAGAGUACAGCUAGCGUCCAGCAAAAUCCGUCGCGCAUUUUUCAGUUCAACAAUAGCAGCAAUAAUUCCACCGCAUCGCCCGGUUCUACUUCAUCCGCUUCUCAAUAUGGAGGAGCUGCAAACUCAUCUUGUGGUACAUCGCCCGAGCCUAGCCACAACUCUCCCAAGAAUAAUACGCUCGAUACAAUAUCCGAGUGUAAGACAGUUCAAACAUCAGAAGGUGAGAUUUCCUUCUGCGAAAAACUCAACAUGGCUUGUGGCAAUAUUCGCAACCCGAUACCGCGCAGCAAAUCACAGCAAUCUGACGGCAUCAAAUCAAUAGGUGCCAAUGUGCAACAAUCGACCGAAAAGACAUCUGCGACUAAAGACAGCGACUUCAAUUACUUCGCCGCGAUGGCGAAUCAGAAUGGAGGUGGAUUUGAUCCCCAGCUGUUUGAUACUUAUAGGGAGCCGCAAAAUGCCAUUGUGGGUGACGGUGAUUUUACUGGCGGUUUUUUCAAUGAUGCAAUGCCUGCAAGCGACUUCGCUGGCCCAUUUGACUGGGCGAACAUCACCGCUCCGACCGGCCUCACGCCAUUCCUGCCAAAGACGAAUCCGCUCGAGGUCGCUGAUGCAUUGCAAGCAGGCGGAGAUGACGAGGAAGUCGUCCCAGCCGAUGAGCCUGGCUCAUUGAUGACUUGCCACAAGAUCUGGGACAAGCUUCAAGAGCGACCUGACUUCAAGGAUGGUAGCCUUGAUAUAGACGGUUUGUGCUCGGAGCUUAGAGCGAAGGCACGCUGCUCCGAAAGUGGUGUAGUUAUUGACCAGAAGGAUGUUGAUAGCGCCCUUAAGCGCUUGUCUCCAUCUACUGCUGGCAGUGGCGCUGCUCCGCCGGCUUAAAUGAGCACACUCCUUUUUGACCAUUCUUUGCACACGCUAGGGCGUACGGUUACCAAUAAAUAGGCGAGAGCCUGAUCACGCACGGAUGGAAUGAACGCAUAGUAGCUACGGCUUCUGUCAUUAACGACGAACGCGAUGAACGCGAUUUCGAAUAAUGGAGUUGGUGGUUUGGCUGAAAUGAAAUCACUUUCAAUGUUGUGACAUCCUCACUCUAGAUACGGUGAGGAUUUGUAAAUAUCAAAUGAUAUGAUAAGAACUUUGAUGCUUACAUCAUGGAUUCGUUUUUAAUAUUGCUCUAUACAUUGCACGCUAACUAUUGCAACUCUGUCGUGCCAUAGAGGACUAGUUUUAGCAUUGCAAAUUCCAGCAGGGUAUGAAACGCUCACAUUCAUUACACUACAUGGCUUGUACGAUUAAAUCCUGCUCGUCGAUAC